This is a messenger RNA of Camellia sinensis, 480 nucleotides long. RefSeq lists its product as uncharacterized. The record is from RefSeq and is a predicted model, not a curated record. NCBI's taxonomy places the organism in Eukaryota, Viridiplantae, Streptophyta, Magnoliopsida, Ericales, Theaceae.
AUGACUGGGUAUAAGAGCGUUGCUAACAAGUUUUUGGACAAAAUCGGACUGCUACAUUCGGCCAAACAAAUGAAAAACAAAUUUGUCAACUUGAAGAAAGAUUGGGUUGCGUGGAAAAAGCUAGAGAAUGCCAAUCAAGGCUUGACAGGGCUUGGGUAUGACCAUGAGACGGGUUUGUUCACACACCUGACCAUUGGUGGGCCAAAAUACAAGCGUUAUAUGAACAACCGAUGUGCUAAGUUCAAGACCAAGCCUCUAGAGCACUUGGACCUCAUGGAACGGGUGUACUCUAGCACAGCUGCGAUAGGGAAACAUGUAUGGACUCCAACUGAACUGUGCAAUGAUGAUGCUGUCGUGGCCAUUGCCAACGAGGACAGCGAGAUGGGACCUUUCAGUGCUAUCACACCACCACAUCCGGGCCAUAAUACUGUUGGCGAGAACGUGGUGGAUAGUUUCCUGUUCGAUGAUGCUCCCCCGUAG